AUGGAUGCUAGAAAUAAGCUGUGGAAUAGGUUGAUUCACAUCAGCCAACAGGUGAACUCGCCAUGGUUGGUGGGGGGUGAUUUCAAUUGUAUCAUUUCUACCUUUGAAAAAUCUGGAGGUAGAACUCCAAACCUUGCCAAGAGGAAUACCUUCAGAGAUAAUAUCCACAGGGCUGGUCUCUUUGAUCUGGGUUUCAAGGGACCUAAUUUCACUUGGAAAAGGGGAUCUAUUUGGGAGAGGCUUGAUAGAAAGUUGGUUAAUGAUGCAUGGUUCAAUCACUUCCUCCUCACCUUUGUUACUCACCUUAGCCUUGCUGGCUCAGAUCAUAGGACUAUUAUUAUAAGCAUCAACUCAACUGAUAACUAUAGCUCCCCCCUCCCUUUUAGAUAUCUCAACAUGUGGGCUGCACAUCCUUCAUAUAGUAAUUACAUUGCUGACCUGUGGAAACGGGUCUCUCACCCUGACCCCUUAGUCAAGCUAAGCUUACUGCAAAUCAAGAUUGCUAAAGCCCUGAGAGGUUGGAGCUGGAACAAUUUUGGAAAUGUUCAUGCGACAGUCCAGAAGGCUGAAGAUGAAGUUAAAGCUUUGAAGAAUGGGGGACAGCUUGGUAUUGAGGAGGAGAAAAAGCUGCUGAUUGCUCAGAACAACCUCCUCAGUGCCAUUGAUUAUCAGGAAAAAUUUCUUAAACAGAAGGCAACCAUGAAUAUUUUCACUGAUGGGGAUAGAAACACCAGAUUCUUUCCUUCUUAUAUCAAAUAUAAAAUAAAAUGCAAUACCAUCCAUGUUAUACAAAAUGCCAAUGGCCAGUUGUUAAAUAACAACAAUGAUACAGCAAAUGAUGCUACAUGUUAUUACAAAGAAUUACUUAACCAGGAACAUAACUUUAGACCCCACAUUGAGAAGGCACACUUCAUGGAAGAACUGAACUACACUGCUAUUCUCAAGCUUACUGACAUCCCCACUGAAAAGGAAAUAUGGAAUGCAAUCAGUUCCAUCGAUAGCAUUAAAUUUGCUGGCCCUGAUGGAUUUACUGCUGAAUUCUACAAGAAGUCCUGGGAAAUUAUUAAGACUGAUGUUAUUGUUGCUAUUAUAAGCUUCUUCCAAGGCAACAAUCUUUGA
Phalaenopsis equestris is the source of this 1119-nucleotide messenger RNA. RefSeq lists its product as uncharacterized. Lineage: Eukaryota; Viridiplantae; Streptophyta; Magnoliopsida; Asparagales; Orchidaceae. The coding region runs from base 1 to 1119 and encodes 372 amino acids. The transcript has a single exon. The record is from RefSeq and is a predicted model, not a curated record.